UUUUUAUAUCUUUUUCCUUUGUUCAGAUACAACAUUUCUACUGGAGAUUAUCCACCGUUUAGCACAUUCGGUGACAAAAAUGAUGAUCCGUAAGUAUUUACAAUAUAUGGUCGAAACUGUGAGCUCUAACCAUGGCGUUACUUGCAAACAGACACAAUCUAAUGGCCAGUAGCAGAAAUCUGUGUUGUGACAAAUGUCACUUUCACGUAUAAAAAUAACAAUUUGUCUGAAGUCUUAGCAUGGAAGGCAAACAGCUGAUUUUGGUGCUAUACGGUAUGAGCUUUAUACGAAUUUUAGAAGGUCUUCACACAGAUAUUCAGUACGAUUUAGCCCUCACCAGAAAACGUGAAUUUUCGUCAUUCAUGACAACGGGAACACUAACAAAAGUAUCAUUGCAUCUAUGCAGUAGAUCAAAUAAUUUUGGCUUUCGCCAAACAAUGUAUAAUAAUAAUACGAUUUACUAGCUAAGAAACUGAAGAGAGAAUGCGUGCGAAUGGAUAAUGCUUUUAUCUGCGACUGUUCAUUCUUUGGCGCAAACGACAUUUCUAUCAAGUUUUAUUCUCAAAGAAAUUAUAAUUUUUUUUAUUUUUUACAAGGAAUAACGGUGUAAAAUCUCCAGGACAGAACAACCCAAAAGUAGAUGUUGGUGAUGUUCAAAUGCCAUUGCAACUUGCAAUCAACACAGCUCAAUUUGGACGUACUUUUCAGGAUCGAUCUCACUUAUUCAAGCUCAGGCCCAGGCCAAAAGGUGUAUUAGAUAAUGACGUCAUCUAUAAUCUGAACGUACGUGGAAAGCGAGGGAACAUCGUGCAAGCUUAUCCAGCGGUAGAAUACGACUAUAUCCCAAAACGAUUGAAUAUUACAAGCACAAAUUUUGUGCAUAUCCAGUGGACAGGUAAGUUUGGUUUAGACCCUACUAUUGAAAAUUUCUAUGGUGGGAAAGGGGUGUUCCAAUUUAUAAUUUUCCUCAUGUUUCUUGCAUUAAUUAAAACACACAAGUUUUCCUACAGACCUGGUGUGCAUGUAAGAAUCACGUUGGCAUGUAUCAAGCAAAUAUUUCAUUAAAGAGCUUUAUUUGACUUCGAAUUCAAUAUUUGUCAAUAAAGAGCUUAUAGGCAACCAACAGUUUCAUUACACAGACUUCAAGCGUGCAUAAUAUAGCGUGAUUAUAGCUAGGUAAUGGUUUGAGCAGUUCGUGUAUGAAAUCAUAAAGAACUUCUCUCGGUGUUUACUUCGCAUUAAUUUUCUACCGAUCACGUCACGAUGUACUUUGGAACCACUUUUUCUAAGCCAGCAAGUUAGCAGUUUCCAAAUAACAUUUGAUGCGACACUUGUGACUAGCGUACAGAUGGCGAAUUUUGUAUUCCUUUGCCGGUCAAGUCUACGCCAUUUUUACGCCAUGUACCGUCCAUAACGUGUACUACGAUUCCCUAAUGAGAUUAAACAAUUUCUGCGAAGCUCGUUUUGGGUCAUGCCAAUUAUAACCUGCGUUUCUUUUUCUGGUUGUCAAUUUCUAUACCACAUGGCUACAUGACGGUUAAAAAUUGCAUCGCAUAUCCGACGCGUUAUUAAUUAAGAUUACCCUACAAUAGACAUAGUGAGAUGUAUUAUUAUCUUAAAAAGACCGUCUUUUUUCUUUAAAGGAUCAAAUACCAAUCCUAGGAAUUUUGCCGGGCAAGGAACUGCAGGUA
This is a messenger RNA of Paramuricea clavata, 1691 nucleotides long. NCBI's taxonomy places the organism in Eukaryota, Metazoa, Cnidaria, Anthozoa, Malacalcyonacea, Plexauridae. The record is from the annotation of a GenBank genome assembly.